Molecule: messenger RNA, 2798 nt
Organism: Cladocopium goreaui
Lineage: Eukaryota; Dinophyceae; Suessiales; Symbiodiniaceae
Source: the annotation of a GenBank genome assembly
AUUUAUCUUGGCGGUUUGUGCCAAGACGGCAGAGCCAGAUGUGGGAGCCAGCCAGCCAGCAGCGGGAAUGCUCCGCAGUGGCUUGUGGGCGCAAAUUCCCGGCGAUGACUCAGAUGGCGAGGCCGAGGAGGAGAGGCCCAACACCAGCGAGGUCUUGGAGCGCGUGAAACAAGUGCUGGGUGAAAGGUGGACGGAAGUCCCUUUCAUGGAUCUGGCACCAGUUCAGCCGGGUGCCAAGUUUGCCUCCCUGGCGAAGCUGAUGUCGGACGGCCGCGGUUUUCCGCCUGGUUUUCGCAUCGACCGAAUUCACGCACCCUUGGUGCGGGAGACAUAUCUUCACAACGGCUUUCGCCCUACAAAGGGGGAGGAUUGGCUUAUCAGUUGGACAGGGCCUCGAAUGAGAGAGAACAUCCAUCGCAUGAUGCACGAGUUCCAAAAGGUGAACCACUUCCCGGCCUCGACGGAACUCACCAGGAAGGAUCGGAUGUGGGACAACUUCCAACGGAUGGCGCAGCAGAUGGGCAGCGGUCAAUUUGAUUUUGUGCCGGAAACCUUCGUGUUGCCACAACAACUCCGUAGCUUUAAACAUCGCUACCUGAAGACCAGGGGCGAGCAGCUGUGGAUUGUGAAACCAACGGCAUCAUCGCAGGGGCGAGGGAUUUUUAUCCUCCGUAACCUCGUGGAGCUGCCUCUCAAGGAGUCGGUGGUGGUCUCUCGCUAUGUGGAGAAACCGCUGCUGAUCCAAGGUUUAAAGUUCGACCUUCGGAUCUAUGUUUUAGUGACUUCUUUCCGACCGCUGCGCGCCUACGUCUACCGUGAAGGUCUCACGCGCUUUGCAUCCAAGGCUUAUAGCACUGAUGAGGAGCAUUUGGCCGAUGUGUAUCGCCAUUUGACCAACUAUUCCAUCAACAAAGGCGCCGAGAAUUUCCAGGAGAAUCAACGGGUCCAGGCGGAUAACUAUGGGCACAAAUGGAGUCUGUCGGCAUUGAAUCGACAUCUCCGGUGCAUUGGAAUCAAUGUGAAGGAGAUGUGGAGUCGUAUCAUGGAUAUCAUCGUCAAGACGCUGCUUGCAGUGGAGCCAGCCAUCAGUGCAGCGACGAAGGAGUCCUGCAUCCAUGAACAAAGCUGUUUUGAACUCUAUGGUUUCGAUGUCCUGGUAGAUGAACAUCUGAAACCCUGGCUGUUGGAGGUGAAUCUGAGCCCCAGCAUGCAGGCAGAAUCUCCCCUGGACAAACAGAUCAAAAGUUCUCUGCUGGCGGACGCCUUUAAUCUGCUGGGUGUGCGUCGCCUGGAUGCUCAAACUUUGACCUCGGCCAGACUGAGGGCGCGUUUCCUGUACAUGAGCAAAUUGCAAAGUGCCAUGCCCAAGCCCAAUAUCUCCAAGCACCUACUGGGCCAUCGUCAGGAUCCCCUGCGUAGCGAGAAGGAGGAGGAGUUACAAAAACAGGAGCUGCCUUCAGAUGAAGAUGGUCCACAGCCACCAGAAGGUCAACCGUCGUUGCUCCAGCGUCGUUUCUUCAGCCCAAAGAAGCAGGUUUGCCUGAAUUCCUUGAGUGAACAGCACCUGCGGCUGUUGGCACAUGCUUUGGAGGAGACCCAAAGAUGUUGCAAUUUCAUCCGCCUGUACCCGACGCCCUCCACGGUGAAACGCUAUCAGCCCAUCACCGAGAGUCGAAACACAGAGGACGAGUAUCGCAACCAGCUGCUGACCUCCCUCCUCUACGCGGAGCAGCUGCCCUUGUGCGAACGCCUGGAGCCGUUGGAGGAAAAGGAGGAGGAAAAGGAGGAAGAGCUGACCGAAGUGGCGCCUCCACCGCCUCCAGCAGUGGCGGAUAGCAAUAUGAAGAUGAUCGAGGAUGUGCUGGAAACGUUGAAGGUCUUGGGGAGCAAGAUGAGUUCCCAGCUACUCCUCAUGGAGUACCUGGUGCGGCUGCUGAACACCUGCGAGAAGUUGACCGACUCUGCACGGAAGAAGUUGGAGAGUCGGCAGCAGAGCGCCAUCGCAGGUUUGCUCUCGGUCUUCCGACAGCAAUUGGCCUUGUACUUGCGCGCCGAGGGUCGCCGCCGUGGGCGGAUGGAGAAGGGCGAGCAGAGUGUGGAACCGGAGGAGCCCAAGGGCAACAUUGUUGAUGAGGUGGAGGACAUGUCUCAGCAGGCCUUGGUGCAGAUUCUCUGCAACACCUGGGGCGCCAGCCGCGACCACGCGGCCAAGGGGGUGGACUCGCUGCGGGGCGAACUCUCCGUGGUGAGGUGUGCUCCUGAGCCCUUCGUUCAAAGUUCCAGUGGCUGCCGCGCCAUCGCAGCGUUGGGGGAGUUGACUGCCACGGACUUGGAGUCCAUCUUCCGCGCUCCGCAGUGUCCACCGGAAGUGAAAAGCAUCUUCCUGGUCCCCGAAUUGAGCGACGCGACCACGCCUAGCUUCUUGCGGCGCACGCAAGCGGGGCCACUGAGCGAGCUGGAGUUCUUGCAGCGCAUCACGGCCAUCCAACCACCUCCCCUGGCAGCCAAGAGCCCGGAGCAAGCACCUCCAGCGGUGCCCAGGCUGAUGGUCUCCCAAAGUUCCCCUCAGCUGAAACGUCGCCCUGGGCCUUUGGCGCCACUGGGGCAGCUGGGGCAAGGCCUAGGCCAGGGCCUGGCCUACAGCCGCAAGGGCCGGUUCGGCUUAGGGUCCUAUCCCACGGCCCUCGGCGUUGACAUCGAGCUCUGACGCGCUGGAACCCACUGGCGGAGAGGUCUCACUGAUAGAAUUCGGGGACGUUUUAAACGUCCUGGUGGUAUGGAAGUCAAACACAUCUGGU